AUGGAUGAAAUUAAAACUGAGGGAACAGAAGAUAAUGCACGUGAGAUAAUUGUGGAGGAAGUUAAAGAGAAAAAUCAAUAUUUACAAGAACUUGUAUCUGACAUUUGCACUAGUGAUACAAAUUUACCAGAAGGCAAUGAUAGAAAGGAUUCUGGUGAAGUUGAAAAUGAUGAUGGUGGAAAAGAUAUAAAAAAUUCUAUUGCAAUUGUAGUCGAUAAGGUGCAAAUUGAAAGUGAGGUUACUACAGAACAACAACAAGCUGAUGACACAGAGAGUUUUGUAGAAGAGUAUUUGGAUGAAGAGUAUUUGGAGUAUGAGACUGCAGAAGGUGAAUCGAUAUCUCAAUACAUGACUCCUGUGAACCUUAGUGAAAGUGAUGAUGAUGAUAGCGAUACGUCCCCGGUUAUGGCUUAUCUGGAAAAAACAGAGAAUUUAAGUUUUUAUAAAAGUCGUGAUGAAAGUAUUAAAAAUUUUAAUUCAAAUUUUGGCUCUGAAAAUGUUUCCAAGAUGGCCGCCGUUGACAGUGAAGUUACGCGAAUAAACAAACAGACGCCUGUCAAUAUAAAUGGCGCUUUGAAUCCAAGAUUAAUACAUUUCAAGGCUUUAAGUGAACCCAGACAGAGUGUUUUGAAGAAAUUAAAGUCCCAAUAUUGUAUUUCUGAUAAAACCGAUUUGGAGGUUAGUACCGCAUCAAUAAAACGUUCGAGAAAACAACGCUUAGAACCUGCCAAUGUCGAAGUUGUCUUCGAAGUCGAGAAAGUGGUUCCUGAUGACAAUUUAAACACCAGCAAGCCUAAAAAACGUGCAUACAAACAGCGUGCACAAUUGGACAAACCCAAAAGAAAGUGGACGCGUCGAAAACUUGAUAAAUCAACCCCUCAGACAGACCCAACCAUAAAACUACCCAAACGCUCAUACAAGAAAAAAAUCUGCAGAAUAGCUUCUUGCAAAUGUGACUUAGAACACCCUGAACAAGAUUCAAGUGAUAAACAAGACUCCGAGGACGCUUCAGAUUACUCAGACGAAUGGCAGUUACCGAAAAAGGUAAACAUCACACCAUCCAACACACCUAAAAUCAAAGUGUACACAAACUCAAGAAAACGCCAGUUGUCCCACAAAUCAACAUACGACGACCACGAAGACCUAUCAAACGACUUACUAACAUUAAUCAAAGAAGACGAAAAGUCUGACAAAGAAAUUGAUCUAAGUCUGUACCCCGAAGAUGGUGAUGCCAACGUGUCUCCAACCAAACGUGUAAAAACUGAUGAACCAGUUGAUGCUGAAAAUUUUGAAGGUUUCGAGUCCAUCGAGGAUGCUGUUUCAAAACUCCCAUCGCCUGUAAGACCUAAGCGUACAAAAACUGAAACCAUAUCCAAAAUCUUCAACAAAAAAGAGGCUGCCAACCAGGUUUGUGAAGUAUGUAGAAAAGAAUUCAGGACUAAAACUAGACUUAUGUUGCACAAAAAAACACACACAGGUGAACAACCUAGGAAGUCUGCUCGGUUCACCAAAACUAUUGCAAAGCCUGAAGCCCCCAACAAAAACUUAAGACGUACUAGUGUUAAAAUGAAUGUGUACAAGUGUCCAGAUUGCUCAGCGGAAUUUAAAAACACCAUUCUGCUGCGCAGGCAUAAAACAACUUGCAAAGUGGAUAAUAAGGUUGUUAAAACAAGACCCAAAAACGAGGUUGAUACUUUUAUAAAAGAGGUGGACGACUUGGGAGAAAAAAUUAAAUCCAACAAAAUCUCUACUAGUCCCAAAAAUUUAAGCAAAACCAACAAAGAAAAUAUUGCAGCAAAAACAAAUGCAAACACACGGGCAAGUCGCCUUCUACAUCCUGUGCCUCCCAAAAAACUAACCAAAACCCUACAAAGCCCUAAACCUCAAAAAACUUCACCAAGAUUAAGACCAACUUCCACAUCCAAAACUCCUAAACCGGCAGACAAAACCCAGUCUGCCAAAAAACAAUUGAUCUCACCAAAACCAUUUGUGGCACGGUCUAUGCCCCGGUUCCAGAAAAUUGGACCCAUAAGACCCCAGCCCAAGGUGCUUACUAAAACUCCGGUCAAACAACAGACUACAAUGACUGGGUUGUCCAGUAAGAAAUUUGUAAGGAAGUCUUUCAAAAUGCCCAAGGCACACUCCGGAGUCCCUUUGUCCAGCAAGAUGAGGAAUGCAUUGGAAAAAUUGAGGCUGGAGCGUGAGAAAGCAAUGAGAGAGGCCGGUGGAGAAAAAAUAAUAUUUUGUAUGUAG
Molecule: messenger RNA, 2253 nt
Organism: Ctenocephalides felis (cat flea)
Lineage: Eukaryota; Metazoa; Arthropoda; Insecta; Siphonaptera; Pulicidae
Product: triadin-like
Exons: 4
Coding region: 1-2253 (750 amino acids)
Source: RefSeq, a predicted model, not a curated record